UCCUUGUUUCUGAUCUUCAAGAACUAAUGGAGAAGCAGAGUGGCUUUGGUGCUCGAUAUCGUCGUUCCAAUUCUGUCUACAACUAUGAAGUCUAUCAUACCUUAGAAGAGAUACAGAAUUGGAUGCUUCAGAUGUACCAAACCUAUUCUCAACUCCUUUAUCUUUUCUCGAUUGGGACAUCAUAUGAAGGAAGACCUCUCUAUGUUCUUCAGUUAGGCAAGAGGUCACAUCCUUUCAAGAAAGCAGUGUGGAUAGAUUGUGGUAUUCAUGCCAGAGAGUGGAUUGGUCCAGCCUUUUGUCAAUGGUUCGUAAAAGAAGCUGUAAAGACAUACCACAGUGAUCCUGUAAUGCGAAGACUUCUGAAACAACUGUAUUUCUACAUUAUGCCUGUUUUUAAUGUAGAUGGAUACCAUUAUAGCUGGACAACAGAUCGAUUCUGGAGAAAGACACGUUCUAACAGUACUUAUUUCAAUUGCCAUGGUGUUGAUGCCAAUCGUAAUUGGAAGAUCAAGUGGUGUAGUGAAGGUGCAUCAUUACAUCCUUGUGCUGAUACAUACUGUGGACCCAUGCCAGAAUCUGAGCCGGAGGUCAAGGCAGUUGCAACCUUCCUGCGUAAAAACAAGAAACAAAUUAAAGCAUAUAUUUCAUUCCAUUCAUAUUCCCAAAUGCUCCUUUAUCCAUAUUCCUAUAAGGAUGCAAUCAUUCCUAAUUUUAACUGUGUGGAAUCUGCAGCAUUCAAAGCUGUCAAUGCUCUUCGCUCUGUGUAUGGUAGCAAAUAUAAACAUGGACCAGCAUCUAGCACUUUGUAUGUUAUAUCUGGUAGUUCUAUUGAUUGGGCCUAUAAACAAGGAAUUCCCUAUGCAUUUGCAUUUGAACUACGAGAUACCGGAUAUUAUGGAUUUUUGCUGCCAGAAUCUCUAAUCAGACCCACGUGUACAGAGACGACAUUAGCCAUCAAAAAUAUUACAAAUCAUCUCCUAAAAGAGUGCCCAUUGAAGUGAGGAACUAUUUAUCACCAUAUAGUUUGAUUUAUUUUUUAAUUUUGCAUAAAUAAGCUAAAAUGAACAAUGAUUUAAUGCUGUUUCUG
Messenger RNA from Hypanus sabinus (Atlantic stingray), 1087 nucleotides. It is a transcript of the gene cpa6, whose product is annotated as carboxypeptidase A6. Gene Ontology annotation, biological process: proteolysis. The coding region runs from base 27 to 1001 and encodes 324 amino acids. The transcript is spliced from 8 exons. The record is from RefSeq and is a predicted model, not a curated record. Gene Ontology annotation, molecular function: metallocarboxypeptidase activity; zinc ion binding. NCBI's taxonomy places the organism in Eukaryota, Metazoa, Chordata, Chondrichthyes, Myliobatiformes, Dasyatidae.